Capronia coronata CBS 617.96 is the source of this 2082-nucleotide messenger RNA. RefSeq lists its product as uncharacterized. Gene Ontology annotation, cellular component: membrane. Bases 1 to 2082 code for a protein of 693 amino acids. Gene Ontology annotation, molecular function: acetyl-CoA transmembrane transporter activity. The record is from RefSeq and is a predicted model, not a curated record. The transcript has 2 exons. Lineage: Eukaryota; Fungi; Ascomycota; Eurotiomycetes; Chaetothyriales; Herpotrichiellaceae.
AUGCCUGACUCCAUUGCCGAACAUUUUACAUUCCCAACUCACCUCACGCGCUCGUCCACCCGAGACAACACUGUCCUUCCCUACCACCAGAGUCAGAGCAGAAUCAGCGCAACCGAAGAUCAGCCCCGACGACUUCCAACCCAGUCUCGCGAGAUUGAGCUGAACGAGUUGCAAACCCGACACAGCACCCACGGGGGAUCCACACAUUAUCUAAGUCCUGUUGACAGUCGCGAAGAGGAGGAGGACUCUGAAACUGAGAGUUCCGAGCAAGAUCACCUUGUGGUUGAAGGAUCCCCGUCGCAGAUGAAACGCAGCAAAGCCAAGAAGAGCAAAGACAAACGAUCGCCUUCGCGCCCCAAUUUGCGGAUCGAGACUGACCAGAACGGCCAUGCGGACAGAAAGGCAGACGGCGGUAUGGACUCCCAUAUUGAGAUGAGACGGAAACACGUCUCGAGCGACGACCCUGCCGCCAACGUGGCCAGAGUCAUCAGCAGAGAGGAUUUUACGCUCGACAAUGAACUACCACAGACACCGCAGACGCCGGGGAUGGUGACAACCAGUUUCUCAAAUCUCCCUAUCAAAGACAAGCGCAACUUUCUCCUGCUUGUGCUGCUCUACUUUCUUCAAGGCAUACCCAUGGGCCUGGCCUCGGGGUCGGUGCCCUUUCUGUUGAAAAGCUAUCUUUCAUACGGCCAGAUCGGAAUCUUCUCGCUCGCGAUAUACCCCUAUUCCUUGAAGUUGUUAUGGAGUCCAAUAGUGGAUGCGGUUUGGAGCAAACGGUUCGGACGGAGGAAAAGCUGGAUCACACCCAUUCAAACUAUCUCCGGAUUGUCAAUGAUUUACCUCGGAGGGAGGAUUGAUGAAAUGAUGAAGGCUGCAGGGGUGGAUGAUGGGUCUGGCGUUUGGGGAUUCACGGGCUGGUGGUUUCUUCUCGUCUUCCUCUGCGCUACACAGGAUAUUGCAGUGGACGGGUGGGCCAUCUCGCUCUUGUCGAUCCAAAACAUUUCCUACGCCUCGACCGCACAAACCGUCGGUCUGACGGCGGGGUCUUUCCUGUCGCACACAGUCUUCCUGGCGCUCCAAGCCCCGGAUUUCGCCAAUGCUUGGUUCAGAAACGUGCCCAAGGAGUACGGCUUGUUGACCCUCGGCGGGUACAUGAAAUUCUGGGGUUGGAUCUAUCUCCUGGUCACGGUCGGUCUGGCUGCGAUGAAAAGAGAAGACAAGACCAAUGAUCGGGAUAGCAUCAUGGACGUCUACCGCAGCAUGUUGGCCGUACUCAAACUUCCCAACAUCUUGACCAUCAUUGCAAUCCAUUUGAUCGCCAAACUCGGCUUCGUGACCAACGACGCAGUCACAAACCUGAAAUUACUCGACAAAGGCUUCGGCCAGGCCAACAUGGCCCUGGUGGUCCUGAUCGACUUUCCGUUCGAGCUGAGUCUGGGGUAUUACGCUGGCAAGUGGUCGACCGAGUACACGCCUUUGAGGUUAUGGUGUUGGGCGUACGUGGCUCGACUCCUCGCAGCCGUGUUUGCUCAAUUCACCAUCAUGAUCUACCCGAGCGCGCUCGAUGAAGCGGUUCCGUUGUGGUAUAUGCUUGUGGUCAUUGCCUCGCACGUCUACUCGACAUUCAUGAACACGGUCAUGUUUGUCGCGGUAUCUGCGUUCCACGCCAGAAUUGCCGAUCCGGCGAUCGGGGGGACAUACAUGACGCUGUUAGCCACCGUCUCGAACUUGGGCGGCACAUUCCCCAAAUUCUUCAUCCUCAAAUUCGUCGACCUCUUCACCAAAGCCACCUGCUUCCCACCCACCGAUGUGGACGCUUUCACCAAAGCUCAUCCAGACAUCACCCCUGUUACGAGCCCGUUCAGCUGUGCCUUGGAGGCCGACAAGAAUCUCUGUCUCAAAGGCGGCGGCAGCUGUGUUGUACAGCGGGAUGGGUAUUAUAUUACCAAUUUCAUCUUCGUCGUCAUUGGAGCGGUUUUGUUCUGGACAUAUAUAGAAAAGAAAGCUCUUGCGCUGCAGGCUCUGCCGCUACGGGCUUGGAGGGUGCAAGGCGACUACCGUCAGGUUGCAACGGGUUGA